AUGCUUUUGUGUACAUAUGCUCGAGCACGCUGGAGUGAUCUACGAUUCAUCCAUCAUGUUGAGAUCGAAAGCAAGAGAAACGGCUGCCUGGUAUUGUACACAACUGAACACAAGACUUCCGCUGUUGGCGAAAAGAAGGAACAAUACCUGCCAUUUGUUGUCCCUUGGGAUGGAGUGACGAAUGAAAACUGGUUGCAGAUUUUCCUGGAUCUUUAUCAACAGGUUGGGCUAAAUAUUCACAAGGUCCUCUCCUACCAGCACCCAGAUCCGGUGGUGGAUUCUGCGCACGGCCCUUGGCCACAUCUGAAGCUGCUGCCUGGUUGCGAGGUCUUUUGA
Messenger RNA from Durusdinium trenchii, 336 nucleotides. NCBI's taxonomy places the organism in Eukaryota, Dinophyceae, Suessiales, Symbiodiniaceae. The record is from the annotation of a GenBank genome assembly.